UUCUCAACUGUCGAGGCAUGAUAUAUAUUUUCAUGAACCAUUAGACAACAAUAAAAUAUUGAUCCGCGAAAGUAUGACAUGUGUUCCAUUUAAUUUUAAAUUUUAAAUUAUGUUAAAGGCUACAAGGUUUUGAUGGAACCGGUCGUAUUGAACCGUGAAAGAGCCGCAGCUGACCGCCUAAAACGGAUGCCUAUCUUCAGAUUGUUCGACGACUACCGUGAUGAAGAUUUUUAUGGGCUUCCGCGGAAAUACAGUAUUGUCGCUCGGGUCGAAGUUAAAUUCCCGAUUGAACCACGUUUUCGUGAUAGACAACAUUUCGUUUUGUCUGACAUCAAUGGAGCCAAGAUCGAGGCCAUAACAUAUAUGUAUGAGACAGUCAAACAUUUCGACAAUUUGCUCCAUGAAAAGCAUGUUUACAAGAUGCAUAAUGUGAAGUUCAGUCUUCAUCCGGGUGAAUUUAAUUUUCGUCAUCUAAAUGGUCCCAUGGAAUUGUGUCUUGACCAACAAACUAUCGUGGAGCCAUACACUGUUCCAAUUCAGAUGGCGCCAUUCCCAAAACAAAUACUAUUGAACCUUGCUGAUAUUGCCGAGUUGCCAAACAGGACUUUAGUCGACAUUAUGGCUGUUGUAGUCCACUUGGAUACAAUACAUCGCACAAUGUGGGGCCCUUUCAGAAAGAUUGUUAUAAUGGAUGCUAGGUAUAUUCUGUUAAUUGUCGAGUUAUAUAUCCAAGUCUAA
This is a messenger RNA of Zea mays, 738 nucleotides long. RefSeq lists its product as uncharacterized. The transcript has 4 exons. Bases 133 to 738 code for a protein of 201 amino acids. NCBI's taxonomy places the organism in Eukaryota, Viridiplantae, Streptophyta, Magnoliopsida, Poales, Poaceae. The record is from RefSeq and is a predicted model, not a curated record.